Messenger RNA from Cyprinus carpio (common carp), 2496 nucleotides. RefSeq names its product calcium-responsive transactivator-like. The record is from RefSeq and is a predicted model, not a curated record. NCBI's taxonomy places the organism in Eukaryota, Metazoa, Chordata, Actinopteri, Cypriniformes, Cyprinidae. Gene Ontology annotation, molecular function: transcription coactivator activity. Gene Ontology annotation, cellular component: nucleus. Gene Ontology annotation, biological process: positive regulation of dendrite morphogenesis; positive regulation of transcription by RNA polymerase II.
UAUCGUAAGGGGUGAAUGAUUCUCGCGUUGGUCACAUCAACACAACAUUCCCUGUCAGUGCGUGGAUGAAGUGCGUGUGACCGAGCAGUGUGUCGGAAAAACAACAACAUUUUUUUCUAUCGUGUUAUAAAAAGGAAAGCUCAGAAGUGAGCCGGUUCCCUUUGUUCACGAACAUCACCGUGUCGUUUGCGUGAGAGAAUGACGUAUUCUAUGGUGAAUCCGCAGCAGCGUUACGGACAGCACCGGCCCAAUAGAGAUGAACAGAUUAUACCAAGAGAGACUGGAGGAGCUGUGCGUCCGAGAGGGAAAGGAGAGGUCACACAACAAACCAUACAGAAGAUGCUGGAUGAAAAUCAUCAUCUGAUACAGUGCAUUAUGGACUAUCAGAGCAAAGGAAAAACAUCAGAAUGUACACAGUAUCAGCAGAUAUUGCACAGAAACUUGGUCUACCUAGCAACAAUAGCAGACUCUAAUCAGAAUAUGCAGUCUCUGUUACCAGCGCCUCCCAACCCCAAUCUAAACAUAGGUCCAGGUGGCGGAGGUCAGUCUCUGCACUCUCGGACUAAUAUGAAUGAUAGUAUGGGCACUGGCUUGCCACCCACCUUACUAAUGCAGAGCCAAAUGAGCAAUGGCCCCAGCCAUGUCCACACCCAGCAGCAGCCCAGCACAUCCAUGAGCCUGCCCGCCAGCAGCCAUGGCACGGGGCCUGGGUACAGCCACUCAGCGCCCACCUCUCAGGGUCAGAUGGCCUAUUCAUCAAUGGCAUCUCGUGCCAACCUCAACAUGCAGUCCAGCCAAGUUUCUAUGAUGCAUCAGCAAGGCACUGGACCCCAUUACUCAUCCACCUCAGCAGGGGAUCAGCACUACCAGGGCCAGCAGACUGGAAUAAUGGCACAGGGAAACCAGGGGAAUAUCAUAAUGUCACAAAGGCCACUGGGAAGUUAUUGUGUCCCACAACAAGGAUCAGCCCCGCAGUACAUGGGCCAGGAGGAGUUCUACGGAGAGCAGUAUGGACACACUCAGAGCUCCAGCGAGCCUGUUAGCCAACAGUAUUACUCGGAUGGUCAUGGGGAUUAUUCCUAUCAGCAGUCUUCCUAUGAGGAGCAGAAUUAUGAGAGAUCCUUUGACGAGUCGUCACAACACUAUUACGAAGGAAACUCUCAGUACAGCCAACAGCAGACGCAAUACCAACAAGGCUCUGGGACGCACCAGACAUUCAGCCAACAGCAGUACCCAUCCCAAGCCGGAUACAGCGCUCAGCCUCAGGGAUACGGUGCAGGCCAAGGCAGCUCAUCCCAGUAUCCUCAGUAUCAGCAGGGCCAGAAUCAGCAGUACCCAUCAUACCGCUCCAUACAGCCAGGACCAGCCGCUCCGUCACAGAGGUCCUACUCUUUUGAACAGGGUCAGUAUGGAAACUAUCAGCAAUAAAGAGACAUGGCUAAUGUUUGGGGCAGUUGUUGUGUACAUCCCUCUUUAUGCUGGAUGCUGGAAAAACAGAGGAUUCUCACCAGCCCUGUCUCACAGGCUUGCUACGGAAUCAAAAUCAAACUCUUUAAAUGGAAACAAAUAAAUCAGAUUUUUUACAAGGGUCUGGAGUUUAUUUUUUAAUCCUACUUUUAUCAUACAGGAUAUAUUAUUUUCUAUACCAGGACACUGAAGUCUCGGAUACUUUUGCUUUUUUCUGGAAUUUUUUUAUUUAUUUACUACAACUUAAAGUUUUGUCGAUUGUCUGAAUGGGUGGAUGAAUUGAUUAUUGUUCUGAUAGCACAAAUGGAAAUACUGAUGUUUAUUUUCUAUGUUCAUUUUAUUUAGUUAGUUUUAUUUCAAUUUGAAAUACUGUUAUCAUAAAUUUUAAUCGAAGGGAACGCAAAAUUGCAGACAAAUAGCCAAAGUUCAAAUUUUACACACAAGUUGUAUAUAGAUUUCUUUAUUGGAGUCCUCAUGCACAUUUAUAUAGUACGAUGUUCUUCAACAGUUUAAUGCGUGACAUGCCGGUGUGAUGUUGUUCUCAUCAUGUUUUAGGGGACUGAAUGUUUAGGAUGUAGACAUUUUCAUGCCUUACUGUUGCUCUGACACUGUAUACUGCAUCAUAUGAUACAGUAUAAACGCAAACCUAAAAAAACACAUUUUAAUGGGGGUUAAAGAUGGAUUCUCCCGUAAGGGAACAGCACACUCAAAAACUGUGGCAAAUUGAUAUUAAAGAUACUUAUCACUGGCUGUUAAACAGCUUUUAUACCAUACUGCACAAAUAAUCUGUGACAAUCGCGGGAUACGUGUGUUACUUAGCAAACUGUACGGUUUAUCUGUAAUUUAAUUAGUGAUAUUGAGUAUGCAUAUGUAGUAUAUACACUUAUGUGAAAACAUCUAGUUAGCACAAUUGUAUAGACAUUUGCGAUCAUUUGAACAAAUAUCUUACAUUUCCAUCUUCAUUGUUCUAUAAUAUAUGGACUUUAAUUGAAUUGAUAAAAAUGAAAAAUAAAUGAAAUGUCAUCCCUG